Bursaphelenchus okinawaensis is the source of this 2238-nucleotide messenger RNA. Lineage: Eukaryota; Metazoa; Nematoda; Chromadorea; Rhabditida; Aphelenchoididae. The record is from the annotation of a GenBank genome assembly.
AUGUCGGAAUCAAAGAAACUGAUCGACCCGACCAAGAAGUAUUAUGGCUGGCGAAUCGAGAAGCUGCUGGACGAAGGAGGCUUCGGUCAGGUGUUCAAGGUCUACAAGGACGACAAGCUGACCGGGGUGAGGAAGAUCGCCGCCCUCAAGGCCGAGUCCAACGAUCAGGAGGGCGGAUCCGCCAUUAAGCUUGAGGUGGGUUCGAAAUUAAAAAAGUUUUUUUUGAAUUAAAAUUGUUUAAAAUUAAUUUGUAGCUUAAUUUUUCGAUUUUUUAAAUUUUUAUUAGUGAUUUUUUUAAAAGUUUGAUUUUUGAUCAUGGACAUGUUUUAUCGUAUAACAUGUCGCUUUAAGAGCUUUUUGGUUAUUUUGGUAAAAAUAUUGAUAAUGACAUUGUUUUUAUUCAAUCCCUGUCGAAAUUACUUUACUUUCCCUCAAAAUGUAGCGAAAAUCACAAAAAGUUUUAAAAAGUGACAUUUUAUACGAUGAAACAUGUAUUUGUAGGUAUGUUACUGUAGCCUUCAUAAGUCUGUUGUGUGGUUUUCUUACAUCUUUUCAUAAAAUUCCUUACCAAACCAACUUUAGAUGUCAGUAUUAAUGAUGUUACACAAGGAUGGGAAAGAGAUGCCACACGUACCGUACAUGUUCCACGCCGCCAAGCGAGUCCACUUCUGCUACAUGGUGGUGACGUUGUUGGGGGAGAAUCUGCGAACGCUGAAGAAAUGGAAGAAGGGCAGCGACACACUCUCGGUGGAGACAUGGUCCAGACUGGCACUCCAGUGCUUGUACAGUAUCAAACUCGUGCACGACGUGGGGUUUGUGCAUCGCGACAUCAAGCCUGCCAACUUCAUGAUGGGUCGCGACGACGAUGUCAUGAGGGGAAGGCUGGUUCACAUUCUCGACUUUGGAUUGGCACGGUAGGUGGGGCGGGUGGAGAAGAGUAGGGUAGGGUAACUUAUAACUUCUAUACCAGUAUCUACCGUAAAAUAAAAAACUACAGUAAUCCAAUAUAAAAUUACUGUAAACAACCAGAGAUUACUGUACUUUCCAGAAGCUACGCUCUGAUGAGAGGAACCACCUUCGUAGGUCGUCGUGCCCGAGGCAAUGUUGAGUUUCGCGGCACGUUGCGCUACUGUUCCCCGAACGUUCACUUCAAAAUGGAACAGGGACGGCACGACGACCUCUACUCUCUGAUGUACAUCGUGGUAGAGCUACAUUGUGGUCUACCGUGGCAGACGACCAAAGAGAAAGACGUACUCGAGAAGGAGAAGCUGGGGAAGACCAAAGUACUCAACAAGUGGCUGCCUGGUGGGUACUGUAUUAUUGCAUACUGUAUUAUUCUGUACUGUAUUGUUGUAUACUGUAAUCUUAAAAGGGAUUAAUAAGUUUUAGCAUUUUAUCUUGUUAUAGCCGAACUACACCCCAUCAUCCCCCACUUGGAGAAGCUGAACUGCUACAGUCGCCCCGACUACGCCAUGAUAGCCAACUGCUUCAGAAGUCUCAGUAGCCGGCUAAAGGUCAGCUUUGCUUCACCGUACGACUGGGAAGCGAGCGACGAAAAACGAAAAAAUCUGGGAAAAGAACUCGUAAGUUACAGUAAUCAUUGUGAGCUACAGUAUAUUACCGUAAUCCUAUAUUCUCAAUUUUUAAAGUGCAGAGUAGAGCAUAAUAUAGAGUGUCAUAGAUAUUACUGUAGCUUUAUAUCCCUUUUGGGUUACAGUAAUCCUUGUGAGCUACAGUAUACCUUUCAUGAAAGGCAUUCUUACAGUAAUCCUAUAUUUCUAAUUUUUAAAAUACUGUGUCAUAGAGAUUACUGUAGCUUUAGUCACUUUUUAGUUACAGUAAUCCAUGUAAGCUACAGUAUACAUUUUUGUGAAACUCAAGUUACAGUAUUCCAAAAUUAUUAUCUUUCAAAAUGUAGCUUGAGAUACAGUGUCAUAAAGAUAAAACUGUACCAUUAACCAUUUUUUGGUGACAGUAAUCUCUGUUAGCUACAGUAUACAGUUUACAAAAACCAAAUCUACAGUACCUUUUUAGCUAACCAAACGAGGCGGACCUCCAGAGUACGAGAAGAACGAAGAAUUCUAUGCUUCAGAUCCAGUCGGAAUCAAUACAGCACCACCCCUAACUGGUACAGGCACCAGCGACGUCGCCUGCCAAGCCACCUCCGAAGACAACAAAAUACAACAAGGCGUGUCCAAGCUGACCAGCAUCCAGGUCGACCAGGAGGAGAAGAAAUAG